Molecule: messenger RNA, 3127 nt
Organism: Pseudomyrmex gracilis
Lineage: Eukaryota; Metazoa; Arthropoda; Insecta; Hymenoptera; Formicidae
Gene: qtc
Exons: 9
Coding region: 131-2140 (669 amino acids)
Source: RefSeq, a predicted model, not a curated record
CAGCCUGAGUGCAGGGGAAUAAUAAUCAAUUAAUACAAACCCCAGAUAUCUGGGAUCUACUUGACUUAUCAACUUUAAAGACUCCUAGAACGGCGUAUGGACUAACCUGAAAAAGGUCCACUGAGCCAAUAUGCACCAAUACCAAUACCAAAGCGAUCGUCUCGGUCAUAAGAUGAACUGUACAGACAGAAUGGCUCAUUAUGGCAGCGAACAGUCCUUACACUCCUUACAGCCGGUGCACUCGGGUCAUUCAACUCGUACUGCCGCCUCGACGUCUCCUACGGUAUCGAUGAUGACAACGUGUGCUGUCAGCCUGAUCAAGGUCACUGCCACUACCAGUUCUGCUCACGUGCCAAGUGCCGGAUCAGCUGAUACUCCCACUGCCACCUCGCCGCCGUCGCCACUGGUAGACUCCCGUAUACCGAGGCCAUCGCCGUCGGCUCUGCGUCGUGCCACCAGUCUGCGUCUGCGCGGUGAACGGCCUUCGCCGCCGCACUAUCCGCGUACAGCUGCGAGUAGCGCGGCCCUGGUCAGCGGCCACCAGCACCAUUACCGCCGUCACAACCACCUCCUGCAAUCGUCGCAACAGUAUCAACAUCCUGAUUAUCGCACUUUUCCGAUCAUCACGGAGAAUGGAACCGACUCGCCGCGACAACGAUCCCUCAGUCUCUCACUGACACCGGUGAGGCCGCGACCGGGUCACGCGGCCUCUGGGGGAACGACGACAGCGACGGGAGUCAACGAUGACAGCGAUGUCGAGAGCGUGAAGAGCUUCAGCAGCGCUUGCAGUACAGCGAGCGCUUGCGAACACGCCUCUUUUGCACUGAACGGCACUACUUGGUCUGGUCGAUCGCGGAAAUAUGUUGUUCAUUGCUCAAAUCACAUCGGCGAUAACGAGCAGUAUCUUACACCGACUCAAAGAGCCGCCAGACAAAUUCGGAAGUUUCAGGCUUUGUUAAAAGAAGCGCGUAAAGAAAUUGAAGAGAAGGAUCAAGAAAUCCUUCGCCUGACGAAGGAAGUUGUGGAGCUGAGAUUGUACAAAGCAUCUCUGAACAGUCCGGACGAACGUACGGACAGCAGCGACGCUCUCACUGUGCGCGAAAACAAUCCUUUUUCGCCAGAGUCGCCGAGCAAAGAUCUUCCUGACGAAAGUGCCGCGGACAAGUCCAUCGCUAGUCCGGAAACGCCGGAGAAACGCGCUCAGGAUCUUCCCUCGUCGUUGGCCGAUUCCGGACACUUCGAAGACGGUUCCGUCCAUUCGAAAGAUUCUGUGUGCCUACCCGAGUCGCAGCCGGAAGUUGUCAUCAGUACGCCGAGACAUGCCGAUGUGAUCUCUCGCGAUGUCGUUCCGGAUACACUUCCCAUAACACCAACGAGUCUAGAGAGAGAUGAGGAAAGACGUCGAUUAGUUAGUCAUUACGAAAAUAGAAUUGAGGACAUGCACAGGCGACAUGUUGACGAGCUGCAGGAACUUAAACAAAAGCACAAUGAUAAAGUGGAAAGCUUGCUGAAUCAACUGUCUGAGGUUAAUACUCGUUACUGCGAGGUGCGACCGGCCGUGGACGUCGCAGAGGCUCGCGUGCGCGAAUUGGAAGCAGAACUAGAGACUGUGAAGACUGAGCUUACUGAGCAGAAAGCGCUCUUUAGCGAACAGGAGGAGAGAAAUAAGCAAAUGUACCUGAAAAUGUAUGCCAAAGGUCAAGAAGCCGCUCGCAUUGAACAAGCCGAUCAAAUACUCGUGCAAGCGCAUCAAACACCGCCAAAAGUUUCCGUCGCAGAACUGCUUCAACAAUUGACCGUCACACAAGCUGAAUUAGACAAUGUUAAGGACACAAGCUACUCGCCUGAACCUCACAUUUCAGCCGAAUGUAGCCCAAGUUUAUUAACCGCUCAGGAGGCUGUUUCUCUCUGGGUCCUUGGCACACGUAAGGCGAUGUAUCGACGUAUCGUAGAGGCGAGAAGCAAACAAGGCACUCUCGAUCCGGAAAUCACUCUGCAGUUCCUAAAGUCGGCGAUUUACUAUUUUCUAACCGACAAGGAGAAUCAUCAGGGUCACCUAAACGCAAUUGAAAGUAUCCUGGGUUUCAGCGACGCGGAGAAACAUACCAUCGAUAAGCUAUAUCGAUCGGUGAGAAAGUAGCAUUUCCUGAAAUCUUAUUUCAAAUUGUAUCAUUGAUAAUAAUUAUCUGGUGUUAAACGGCUUUAACACCCAGAUAUUUUAAAACUUCCUCCGCCGUGGUAGCUGGUUUAAAAAUACACACACACAAAACGUAUCUAAAAAAUUUGUAUAAACUUCACUUGACAUUUGUUUACUGAAAAAACGAAGAAGAUUUAUGACAAACGACAGAAGUUAGUAUAUUUUACUUCAUCAUAAAAAUCAGUGGCAUAGUAAAGAAGAACAGAGAAGAUCCAUCCAUCUCGGAUAUUGUUUUAGCAGGAACGCAAUUUAAACGCUUUUUUAUUCCUCCGAGCUAGAGCAUUGUUUAAUUUAAUAAAAUAAUCAUUUCUAUUUCAUCUAUUCUCAAUUCUCCGACUUGCGUAAUAAAAGCACGGAGUAUUUCUUUAUAAAAGUCGACGUUUCUCUCUUUAAUGUUACUAUAGUUUUCAGCGCAGAAAAAAAAAACUGUUUUGGUUUUUCUUACUUAUUAAUGCGCUCUUUUCUUUUCUGAAACAAUUGAAUCGCACGGAAAAAAACAAGUCAUUUACGCUUUUGACUCUACUAUCUAUGGUCUUCUACAUUAUAAACGAAUACGCGAAUAUUACUAUAUAGUUAACCGUAGGCCACUAAACUAAAAAAGCUAUUUGCUAAUUAGUUUAUUGGAUGGUUACUAUCAGUACUCUAACGAGGUGACUCAUCUGUAUCAAUGUUUGUAUCGAAAUAGUUUCGAUUUUUUAUUUUCCAUCGCAAUUAGUUUUCUCGUUCCAGUUUGUUCUGAUUUUGGCUAAUUUGUCUUGGAUAUAUGUUGUCCAAAUUGAAGUGUUUUUUGUCAUAAGAGAAUUUCCAAAAAUCAAAAGUAGAUAAUAAUCUCAUUGAUAUCAUUAAUGCUAUGCUCAUUUUUUAAAAAAUAAUUGAUACCACAAUUAGAGUGAAAAAUUUUACAUCUAAACUUGAUUAUUGACUAUUCUU